AUGCAGAAAUCUUCCUUGACAACACCGACGGGGCAACUCACGGAAGUGCCGCCUUAUGGCACGCUCGGUCAAUUUUCCUACGCUCCAGCCACACAGACAACGAUUGUGACGACUACGACGACAACUACGACUUCUUUUCCUCCCCUCAUGAUUCGGCCGCCUCGAAAUGUCGACGAGCUGGAUCCCAAACUCUAUCCUCUAGCCGCUUCGCCGACGCCCAGUUCCAUUCGACGAUUUUGUUUCAAUCAUGGCGGAAUGCCAACUUUUUUUCGUGAAGCCGACGAUCCCACUGAUGAUCUUGAAAAGAUGAUACAGGAGGAAUCAUCCCUUCGCGCAUCAAACGGCACGCUCCGAACAGUCACCAAGACUGAGCCACGAUUCGAAACACCUCGAACACGCCAUUCUCGGCCAGCAGCAUCGCCGGCUCGCCUUGCUGCUGCCCCCCAACAACCUCUUGUGCGCUCUCGAAAACGCUCCGCCUCUCCCGUUUCGAUCUCAGAGGCCGCCAACAUUGCCAAAUUACAACGAACGCAUAGCAGUCGCCGGGACGUCUCAGGCGGCGUCCCGGUGCUACAAGCGAGGAAUGACCGACUGGAGAAGAGACUCGCUCACUCGAGGACAACCAAGCCUCCCGCAACGCCGGAGACAGAUCCUGGCAUCGCCAGCCAAUCCGAUGUGAGCCGCUCGCAACGCAGCUCCUCGCGGCGAUUUGCAUCGCAACCUUCUCAACUUCAGAAUUCUUCCCUUUUCGAUCUCAAAUCGGAUCCCGAAUCAUCUACAAGCCUCGACGCACCGGCCUAUGGCGAGGGUGGCUCGGGUGACGAGACGGGCAUGUCUCAGGAAACUUUGGGCAAUGCGGAGACAGCGGCGGUCGAAGAACGGCCUACAUCUUCCAUGACUGUCAAUCCCGCUGGCACCGCUACACCAGAUACGGAGGAGGAUCUGAGUACUCUGAAUGGAGCCUCGAGGGGCCCAUCCCAUCGAACUCGUGCCGCCCGCCUUGCUUUACUCGAUACCACGGCAGCACAAGAUCUUAGCCUGCCUAGCCCGAGCCUUUCCCCGGUCACGGCUGCCGCAAAUCUGGGAAACAAUGACGAUGUUGAUGCGCCUUCGCUGUACGAGCCCGAGGACACUCAAGUCGCAUUACCGCUCUCCCCAAAGUAUCCGACUCAAUCGACAAACUCCGAUUGGCUAUCUACGUCUACGGAAGAAAAGGGCGAUCUCGUCGAGCAAAAGGCCGUUUCGAGCGACCCUGCAAAUCAGCAACAACUUUCUACGCCUACAUUGAUGGAUAUCCCCACAAUGUUGGACUCCUUCGAUGUCAUGGCCGACGAAAUGAAGACGUAUAUCAUGUACCAGCUCCUGCGUCGGUGUGCUAAAUCUACAUUGCACUUUGUGGCGGAGACAGUCAAUCCAGCACUCAAGUGCGACUUUUUGGGUCUUCUACCUCUUGAGUUGAGUCUGAAUAUUGUCCGAUAUCUAGAUCUGAAGAGCCUGUGCCGUGCCGCCCAGGUAUCCAAGAAAUGGCGGCACAUUAUCAAUUCGGAUGAGAAGGCUUGGAAGGAUUUAUUCGACGGCAACGGCUACACGCUUCCCGAUGGAGAACUUAAACGUGCUAUCAAGGAAGGCUGGGGAUGGCAACACCCCAGUGGUGGGCAUGAUUUUGAGAGGGAUCUCGGUGCAGCAAUAGGCUCAGACAGCGAGUGGUCAACAACGUCGUUAGCGAACUCGGUCGCGUCCGCCACAUUAGUCGGCGCCGCGGAGGUCGCUUCUGCCGCCGCUACCCCAUCAAGCACGAGACGUAAGCGCAAGGCAGCAGCCCCCAAGGCAGCCACUCGCCGGCAACCUAAACGAAAGAGCACUGCUAGAGAGUCGGCCGAGAGGGCACAAUUUGACGGAUAUCUCGAUCAGCUUGCUGCCACUGAAGGCCCUUAUGCUGCCGCAGGCGCUGCUGCUCUAGCUGUUCCAAAUCCUCCCAUCGGCUUACCGAGCCUCAAAAACCUGCAUCUCUUCAAAUCCAUCUACCGACGACACCAUAUCAUCAGAAGAAAUUGGAUGGAUCGCAAGUCGAGGCCAAGCCAUUUGGCUUUUCGCGCCCACCCGCGGAAUGUCGUGACGUGUCUGCAAUUUGACACGGACAAGAUUCUCACCGGCAGCGACGACACGAACAUCAACGUAUACGAUACCGCCACCGGCGCGUUGAGGACAAAACUCGAGGGUCACGAGGGUGGCGUCUGGGCAUUGCAGUAUGAAGGAAACGUUCUGGUUUCUGGAUCCACGGAUCGUUCGGUUCGCAUUUGGGAUAUCGAAAGAGGCGUCUGCACGCAGAUAUUCCAGGGUCACACUUCGACGGUUCGCUGCCUCCAAAUCCUGAUGCCCACUGAAGUCGGCCGCACUUCGGAGGGCAGACCCAUCAUGAUGCCAAAGCAACCCCUGAUUAUUACUGGCUCUCGUGAUUCGAGUCUGCGCGUAUGGAAGCUCCCCCAGCCGGGCGAUGCCACCCUUUUCCAAACUGGUCCUUCGGCAAAUGACGCCGAAAACCCCUUCUUCGUCCGAGCCUUGACUGGCCACCAUCACUCGGUUCGCGCGAUCGCCGCGCAUGGUGACACGCUCGUUAGCGGAAGCUACGACUGCACUGUGCGUGUGUGGAAAAUCUCCACGGGCGAGACGCUGCACCGAUUGACGGGUCACACGCAGAAGGUAUAUAGCGUCGUGCUGGACCACAAGCGCAAUCGCUGCAUCAGUGGUUCGAUGGACUAUUUGGUAAAGGUCUGGUCGCUUGAGACUGGCUCGCUCUUGUUUAAUCUCGAAGGCCACACUUCCUUGGUGGGUCUCCUCGAUCUCAAGGACGACCGACUUGUUUCUGCGGCUGCCGAUUCGACUCUGCGCAUCUGGGAUCCGGAAACUGGCCACUGGAAGAACACGCUCAGCGCUCACACCGGUGCUAUUACUUGCUUUCAGCAUGAUGGUCAAAAAGUCGUCUCGGGAUCUGACCGGACAUUGAAGAUGUGGAAUGUUCAGACUGGCGAGUACGUACGGGAUCUUCUGACCGAUCUGAGUUGCGUCUGGCAGGUCAAAUUUGACGAGAGACGAUGUGUGGCUGCUGUUCAACGGAAUCACAUCACUUACAUCGAGAUUCUCGACUUUGGCGCCACACGGGACGGUUUCCCAGUCGAAAAGCAAGGCCGACGCAUCGUGGUUGACGUCAAGGGCAAGGAAAUUACCGAUGCCCCAGACGGAACCAUAGAGUUGGAUAAUGGAACAGAAGAUUAG
Molecule: messenger RNA, 3273 nt
Organism: Xylona heveae TC161
Lineage: Eukaryota; Fungi; Ascomycota; Xylonomycetes; Xylonales; Xylonaceae
Product: WD40 repeat-like protein
Exons: 3
Coding region: 1-3273 (1090 amino acids)
Biological process (GO): ubiquitin recycling; proteasome-mediated ubiquitin-dependent protein catabolic process
Cellular component (GO): cytoplasm; nucleus
Molecular function (GO): ubiquitin binding
Source: RefSeq, a predicted model, not a curated record